Molecule: messenger RNA, 3195 nt
Organism: Psammomys obesus (fat sand rat)
Lineage: Eukaryota; Metazoa; Chordata; Mammalia; Rodentia; Muridae
Gene: Oprk1
Product: opioid receptor kappa 1
Exons: 4
Coding region: 153-1292 (379 amino acids)
Biological process (GO): neuropeptide signaling pathway; sensory perception of pain; G protein-coupled opioid receptor signaling pathway
Cellular component (GO): membrane; neuron projection
Molecular function (GO): dynorphin receptor activity; neuropeptide binding
Source: RefSeq, a predicted model, not a curated record
CGGGGAUGUGACCCAUCAAGGCAGAGUGGCUACUCAGGAGGUAAAGUGGCGACCUAGAAGGCUGACGGUGAAUUAGGACGCGAGGUCUCCUAUCCGCGAUUGGGAGCCCCGCAGGUGCCACCGCUCCCCGCUUUCCAGCGGCAACCCUCACCAUGGAGUCCCCGGUCCAGAUCUUCCGCGGGGAGCCAGGCCCCACCUGCGCCCCGAGUGCUUGCCUACUCCCCAACAGCAGUGCCUGGGUCCCAUGGGCAGAAUCGGACAGCAAUGGCAGUAUGGGCUCUGAGGAGCAGCAGCUGGAGACCGCGCACGUCUCUCCGGCCAUCCCUGUUAUCAUCACCGCUGUCUACUCUGUGGUGUUCGUGGUGGGCUUGGUGGGCAAUUCGCUGGUCAUGUUUGUCAUCAUAAGAUACACGAAGAUGAAGACAGCAACUAACAUCUACAUAUUUAACCUGGCUUUGGCAGAUGCCUUGGUUACCACCACCAUGCCCUUCCAGAGCACUGUCUACUUGAUGAAUUCUUGGCCUUUUGGAGAUGUUUUGUGCAAGAUCGUCAUCUCCAUUGACUACUACAACAUGUUUACCAGCAUUUUCACCUUGACCAUGAUGAGUGUGGAUCGCUACAUUGCCGUGUGCCACCCGGUGAAAGCUUUGGACUUCCGAACGCCUCUGAAAGCAAAGAUCAUCAACAUCUGCAUCUGGCUCCUGUCAUCAUCUGUUGGCAUAUCAGCAAUAGUCCUUGGAGGCACCAAAGUCAGGGAAGAUGUGGAUGUCAUCGAGUGCUCCUUGCAGUUUCCUGAUGAUGACUACUCCUGGUGGGACCUCUUCAUGAAGAUCUGUGUCUUUGUGUUUGCCUUUGUGAUCCCAGUCCUCAUCAUCAUCGUCUGUUACACCCUCAUGAUCCUGCGCCUGAAGAGCGUGCGGCUCCUCUCCGGCUCGCGAGAGAAGGACCGCAAUCUCCGCCGCAUCACCAAGCUGGUGCUGGUAGUGGUUGCAGUCUUCAUCGUCUGUUGGACUCCGAUCCACAUCUUUAUCUUGGUGGAGGCUCUGGGCAGCACCUCCCACAGCACGGCCGCCCUCUCCAGCUAUUACUUCUGCAUUGCCUUGGGUUAUACCAACAGUAGCCUGAAUCCUGUCCUCUACGCCUUUCUUGAUGAAAACUUCAAGCGGUGUUUUAGGGAUUUCUGCUUCCCUAUUAAGAUGCGAGUGGAGCGACAGAGCACCAACAGAGUCAGAAACACAGUUCAGGAUCCUGCUGCCCUGAGGGAUGUGGAUGGGAUGAAUAAGCCAGUAUGACUAGUCGUGGAGAUGUCUUCUUACAGCUCUCCAGGUCGAGAAGAGUUCAAUGAUCUUGGCUUAACCCAGAUUACCACUGCAGUCUGAAGUGGAAAGAUGAGACAUUCCAUAAUUUAGAAAUGUCAUGCUCUGAAGUCUUAAGGUGCAGGAAGCAUUAGUGAUCUAGCUGAGUAGGGGCAGGAAGUCUGAAGAACAGAGCACAGCAGGUCCUGGCAACAAUACACCUCUUUCCUAGGACAGAGAAGCCAAUGUAAUUUCAACCCUUUGAUAAACAAAGCCAAGACUCUUUCUUCUGGUUCCUUUGGAUUAGUGUACCUCCAUCUGUGUGGCCUUCCUAUGCAACAUAGUUCCAAAGCUCUGGAGAAGAAAAUACAGGAAAAAAAAGCAAAGCAAAACCUCUGGAUCCAAAGCUUAGAUGACACCCAACCUGCCUGUUAACACUGGCAGAAACAACCUCAGUUAGAAUGAGGCCAUCUCAAGGCUCAAAUUCAGCCCACUGUCUGCUGGGUGAGCAUGUCUCAUGUGUGAAAAGAGUACAUCUUAGGAAGAACUUGGAUUCAUACUCAUGAUGCUGAACAACCGCACAGUAGUACAAAGCAUCAUCUUUCAUUAGUGAACUCCUUUGAAGUUGUGAAUGCUCUUUUCUCACAGUGUCUAAUGCCUUGAAAACUACAGUUGCUACAUAAGAUCUUUGGUUUUUAGCAUGCUAUUCAGGUAGAUAAUCUUCUGAGAAAACAUGAACUGAUAUUAAGAAGUAUGAAGCGUAAAUACCAACAAAGUUUGUGUAGUUUCAUCUGUAAAUAGUAGCCUGUGUAUAUAUAAGGACUAGGCUUCCUGUCCAGCCAGCACAUUUCUCGAGGGUGCAGUAGUGAUACCUCUCGAGACAUGCAGAGUUGAUGCUGAGCUAAUUUGCUAGAAUAUAAGCUACCCUCUGGGACUCUGUCAUGGUGUGAUUUCCUCUGGAUUCUCCAAACAUCAUUCACUCUAACACUGCUCAUAACUUGGCAUUAACAAAUCCCCAGCAUUUAAAUUUACUCUAAGAUGGUAGCUUUGGUUGACUCUACUUUGUGGUAGCAUCUGCUGGUAGACACGCACCUAAUGUCAGAUUCUCUACUCAGGUAGAAGAAGUUGUUUUGACCAUGUGAAUCAUAAAAUAUUAUGUUCUGGUUUUCUACAGGAAAUAGAAUUGUUCCCACAUGUAUGCUGAAGAAGGAAACAAGACUUGAGGUAGCUAAGCAGAACUUGCAUGGUCCUGGGUAAGGGUGUACCUGGGGAGACUCCUGUCUGAGAAGCCCAUUUAGGAUAAUUUUGCUAAAUCUUCCAAAUGACAUAUAAAUUCCCUUCUUCUGUUCUUUAAAACUUAUAGUUCAGAGAUAAUGAGGGGUUUUUUUUUGUAAUUUGCCUUGAAAGAAGAAAAAGAUAAUUUAAAAAUAAUGCUUAUUUCUAAGCUUAUUCAUGGUCAGGACAGCACCCCUUGGAGUCUAAUAGAGCAUUUAAUGUGUGGACCUCAAUACUGUAGGCAGAGUUCCAUCUGUGAGUUCUCACCACCAGCUGGCUCCCUGGUGCUGCUCCCUCUCUCUCUGUAGACUGAAGCCUGUAUGAAGGAAGGCAUGAGACACUCUGCAGAGUCGCUGCCAUUAUGGUUAUCUCCAUUUGAAACUUUUAUGCUACUGAGCUCAGUGGUGAACAGUGACCUUGCAGAGACAUUUCCUAAUGGAAAUGGAAUGUUCUCCUGAGUAUUUCUUAAAUUUACUUGAUGUUCUGGAAUUCUUUUGUAAUGGCACAAAGCUGGAAUUUAUGAAGCAAAAGGUAUCCACGUAGAUUUAAGCACGAAGGCUAACAGAGGAAGACAGACACAUAAAAAAGGUACAGAUGCAUGCCCUAGAGUGGACACAAACUUGUA